UUAUUCUUCGCCGCGAUUGGUUGAUUUAAAUCGUACGAUAAAAUGUAAGGACGCGAUUGGUUGAUUUAAAUCGUACGAUAAAAUGUAAGGAAAGUUAUUGGAUCGUUGGAAAUUGCAUACGUGAUUAUUGCAUUUUUCGACCAAUAGAAGACACUUGUGAGCAGCUGUUAAUCUGUAAAAUAAAAUGACUGACAUAUUUGACAAUUCACAAAGAGAGAUGCAGUUGAUUAAUUCUGUAGAUGAAUCGGAUAUCAAAGAAAAUUAUAACAAUGGUGAAAAAGUAAGACUUAAGAAGCAAUUAGGUUUAUUAGAAGGUGUUGCCAUUAUUUUAGGAAUCAUAUUUGGUUCAGGUAUUUUUGUUUCACCGAAAGGUGUGAUACAAGAGGUUGGAAGUGUAGGACUUUCUUUGAUAAUUUGGGUAUUAUGUGGACUAUUGUCUAUGAUUGGAGCUUUAUGCUAUGCGGAAUUAGGCACAAGUAUACCACGCAGUGGUGGAGAUUAUGCCUAUAUUCAUGAAGCCUUUGGCUCUUUGCCAUCAUUUUUAUAUCUAUGGGCUGCAAACCUAAUUUUUGUGCCUACAACUAAUGCUAUAAUGGCAUUAACAUUUGCUCAAUAUGUUCUACAACCUUUUUUUCCAAAUUGUUCUACACCAGAUAAUGGUAUAAGAUUAAUUGCAGCAGUAACACUGUGUUUGUUAACAUUUGUCAACUGUUACGAUGUAAAAGAAACAACAAAGAUGCAGAACAUAUUCAUGUUUGCCAAAAUUGCUGCUUUAGUAAUUAUUAUUAUAGCUGGAUUAUCUUGGUUGUGCAUGGGACAUACAGAAAACUUCGAGAAUGCUUUUGACAAUACAAAUACAAGUCCUGGAAAAAUUGCAGUGGCCUUUUAUUCUGGUAUAUUUUCAUACUCUGGAUGGAAUUAUUUAAAUUUCAUGACUGAAGAAUUAAAAAAUCCUUAUGUAAAUUUACCACGUGCAAUUUACAUUUCACUGCCAUUAGUUACAUUAAUCUAUGUAUUAGCCAAUGUUGCCUAUUUAUCAGUUUUGACGCCGACUGCGAUGAUUUCUUCGAAUGCCAUUGCCGUAACGCUUGGAGAUCAACUUCUAGGAGUUAUGGCAUGGAGUAUACCUGUUAUGGUUGCAAUUUCUGCAUUUGGAGGAUUAAGUGUUCACAUUAUGACUUCUUCCAGAAUGUGUUUUGUUGGUGCCAGAAACGGACAUUUUCCAUCUAUGCUUAGUCAUAUUAAUGUAUCAAGAUUUACUCCUACACCUGCUUUAGUAUUCCUGUGUAUAUUAUCAUUAAUAAUGUUAUGCACAAGUGAUAUAUUUGUAUUAAUAACAUACUGUAGCAUAGUGGAAUCUUUCUUCAUUAUGUUAUCAGUAGCUGGUGUUUUGUGGCUUCGAUAUAAGAAACCUAACAUGACUAGACCAAUAAAGGUACCUUUAUGGAUUCCUAUAACGUUUGUAGCAUUAUGUGCAUUUUUAGUAAUAGUACCUUGUUAUGAAAGACCUUACGAAGUUGGUAUGGGUAUUUUAAUAACAGCAUCUGGUAUUCCUGCUUAUUUCAUGGGCGUUAGAUGGCAAAAGAAACCAACUUGGUUUCAGAAAAUCAAUGUUAAAGUUACGCAUACCGUACAAAAAUUAUUUAUGUCUGCAAGAGAGGAAGAAGAAGAAAUGGAAUAAAAAAAUGUGUAACUUCAGAGCAAUAAUCAUCGAUUCAUUUUCAAAUUAAUAAUGCGACUUUAUAUUGAAGAAUGCGUGAAGAAAAAUCAAAAGAAAUAAAUAAAAGAGAUAUGUCGCGAAUAAGUAAGUAUUAUUGGAAGAAAAAGAAAAAUUUGUGUCUAAAAGAAAAAGUUAUUUAUUGGCUGUAAUUGUUGAUCGUUUUAUAUAUAUUUUUUAACUUGUAUUAUUAUACAAGGUAACGAUAUUUAAAUGUGGCAUUCGGUAUUAUGAAUGUUUAUUCUAUUUUAUAUGUGAAAUGUGUAGUUUUUUAUUGAUCAAGAUGGAUAAAUCUACUUGGUAUAAUAUAAUGUAAACAACAAAAAAAAAAGGAAAACGGAAUAAGAUUACAUAAAUAAUUUGUUGACGUCAUAGACGUUUGCAUCUUUUUUUUCUUUAUCUAUAAAUAAAGAUAAAAAGAUAUUUAACUGUAAACGUAAUUAUGCAAUUUUUACGAUUACAUUAGAAAAAUUCUACCUACGAACUCGAAUGUGGGGAAAUAGGGAUCAACGAGCAAAAAUAAUUUUUUCUGUUUCUGUGCAAUUUUGUUGGAUACGCGAUUAAUAAAAAUAAAAUGGUAUAGCAUUUUUUUAACAUUGAAUAAUCGCAAUAAACAAAAUGUAUAGCAGUACGCUUAUCUCAUAGUAUUGCUUAAACAGAUCUGAGUUUAAUAAUUCUUUUGUUCUCAAUUUUUUUUUAUUAGCUUUAUUUAUUAUGUAUGUUUCAAAAAAUAUCGUUUUUGUGUGUGUCAUUUAAUACUUAAUUCGAUUUAUUUUGACUGAUUAUGAUCUUUUUAACGCAACAUUUAUAACAUAAAGAAAAGGCGCAAUUAUUUUUGAGA
This is a messenger RNA of Polistes dominula (European paper wasp), 2558 nucleotides long. It is a transcript of the gene gb, whose product is annotated as solute carrier family 7 member genderblind. Gene Ontology annotation, biological process: amino acid transmembrane transport. Gene Ontology annotation, cellular component: membrane. Gene Ontology annotation, molecular function: L-amino acid transmembrane transporter activity. Lineage: Eukaryota; Metazoa; Arthropoda; Insecta; Hymenoptera; Vespidae. The record is from RefSeq and is a predicted model, not a curated record.